Molecule: messenger RNA, 1537 nt
Organism: Drosophila montana
Lineage: Eukaryota; Metazoa; Arthropoda; Insecta; Diptera; Drosophilidae
Exons: 1
Coding region: 14-1450 (478 amino acids)
Source: RefSeq, a predicted model, not a curated record
GUUUAGCGUCGAGAUGAGACACUUAUGGAUCUUAGUGGUGCUGAUGACAGCAUCGACUCUUGCGGAGUAUCGAACAUUGUAUGGCGGGAAUUUUAUGAUUAGCAACGGCGGCUAUAUAAGUAACAGGAAUACCGGUAUCAUAUCCGGGAGCCAAAGGGGCAGACCUCUCGAAAAUGUCGGAAAUCAGGCCAGAUAUGGAUUCAUUAAUGGAGACAUCAGCGGGGGACCAUUCGGACAGCGAUCUAGCAAUAGUGGAGGACCAUUUAUCCUAUCUGGAAGCCAAGGCGGAGGGCCUUUCGCAAUUUCUGGCAGUAUGCCUGGAGAUGGUUUGGUAAAUCGAGAAAGCAGUGGAGGAUCCUUUGGACAAGAAAACACGGGACUAAUAAGAGGAAGUAACAGUGGAAGCCAAGGCGGAGGGCCUUUCGCAAUUUCUGGCAGUAUGCCUGGAGAUGGUUUGGUAAAUCGAGAAAGCAGCGGAGGAUCCUUUGGACAAGGAAACACGGGACUAAUAAGAGGAAGUAACAGUGGAGGACCAUUUAAAGUCAACGUCGAUCAGGAAGGUAUUAUAUAUGGAGGACUGAGCGAAGCACCCAUUCGAAGUCAGCCUAGAGACGAAUUAGUGAACGGUGGCAGCAGUGGAGGACCCUUUGGACAAGAGACAACUGGAUUAAUAAAGGGUAGUAAUAGUGGUGGACCCUUUCAAGUAAAUGUCGGCCAGGAAGGUAUUAUAGCUGGGACCCAACUUGGGGGACCUUCUGGAAACCAUGUAAACGCUGGCAGCGGUGGAGGAUCCUUCGGACAAGGAAACAUUGGAUUAAUAAGGGGAAGCAACACUGGUGGACCAUUUAUAGUUAAUGCCGAUCAGGAAAGUAAUAUAUCUGGAGGACAGAAUGAUGGACUUUUUGGAAAUCAGGCUAGGGAUAAAUUAGUUUACGGUGGCAGCAGUGGUGGACCCUUUGGACAAGAGAAAACUGGAUUAAUAAGGGGUAGUAAUAGUGGUGGACCCUUUCAAGUAAACGUCGGCCAGGAGGGUAUCACGUCUGGAAGCAAUAGCGGGGGACCUUUCGGAAAUAAUGGAAAUAUGGCUGGCGAUGGGUUGGUAAAUGGACACAACACUGGAGGACCGUAUGGACAGGCAACAGAUAGAUUAAUACGAAGUAGGAGUGGGGAAGGACCUUUCAGAUCUAAUGGGGGCAUCAUUACUGAGCGCCAAAACGGCGGGCCUUUUGGAAAUCAAGCUGGAAAUGGUUUGGUUAACGGUGGCGUCAAUGGAGGACCGUUUGGUAAAGAAGAAGGCGGUUUAAUUCAAAGUAGCAGCAGUGGAGGGCCUUUUAAAGCAACUGGCGAGCAGAAUGGUAUCAUAUCUGAAGGCCAAAGUGGAAAUAUUUUUGGAAAUAGAUCUGCUAAUGGAUUGAUUAACGGUAGCGGCAGUGGAGGACCUUUUAUGUGAGAAAAAUGCGGAGGCAUCAUAACGAUCAAAAAGCUUUUAAGUUGUACAUUAUCUUUUGAUUAAAAUACCAAACGACAUUGAACUUUA